CCCGUGACCCGGAAGUUGUAAGGCUACUUCCCAUCCCACAAUUCCUUGCGCCCUUCCUUUCCAACUUGGGCCCGGCAGAGUGAGUAUGGUCGCGGGGUCGUGGAUCUGAAAUCCGGCUCCAUCCGCUCCGGGCGCGGGGCGGGCAAGCUCGAUGGCUCCCGCAAAGAAGGGUGGCGAGAAGAAGAAGGGCCGUUCUGCCAUCAACGAGGUGGUGACCCGAGAAUACACCAUCAACAUUCACAAGCGCAUCCAUGGCGUGGGCUUCAAGAAGCGUGCUCCUCGGGCACUCAAAGAAAUUCGGAAGUUUGCCAUGAAGGAAAUGGGGACUCCAGAUGUUCGCAUUGACACCAGGCUCAAUAAAGCCGUCUGGGCCAAGGGAAUAAGGAACGUUCCAUAUCGAAUCCGAGUACGCUUGUCCAGAAAACGUAAUGAAGAUGAGGACUCACCAAACAAGCUCUAUACAUUGGUAACUUAUGUGCCUGUUACCACAUUCAAAAAUCUACAGACGGUCAAUGUGGAUGAGAACUAACCUGAAUAUCAAAUAAAGUUGCAGUACUGCCUCUGG
Arvicanthis niloticus (Nile rat) is the source of this 565-nucleotide messenger RNA. RefSeq names its product ribosomal protein L31 (gene Rpl31). Gene Ontology annotation, cellular component: ribosome; cytosolic large ribosomal subunit. Gene Ontology annotation, molecular function: structural constituent of ribosome. The record is from RefSeq and is a predicted model, not a curated record. NCBI's taxonomy places the organism in Eukaryota, Metazoa, Chordata, Mammalia, Rodentia, Muridae. Gene Ontology annotation, biological process: cytoplasmic translation.